AUGGCCAGCGCCGCGCCGCCCGGCCGCAUACUGAUGGGCCGCAGAUGGCGCCGGCGUGCGUGCGUGUCUAGCUCCUGUUCGUUCGGCUGCCAGCCGUCGGGCGGCGCUGGUGGCGUCAGCUGCGGCUGUCCCCAGGGCUACCAGAGCUUCGGACAGGGCCACUGUAUAUCGACCAUCAGUCCGGCUGGUGGCGGCUGGAGCUCGCAGCAGACCUCCUACAGUAGCUACCAGCAGUUCAACACUCAGACCGAUACCAGCAACGUGAUCAGCACCGAGGGCUGCUUCUCCUGCAAGAUCAACGGCAAGAGCCCACGCGGCAAACGCAGCGCGCCAUCGCUGGACGUGGUGCGUCAGCUGCUCCGACUCAACGGUACCUACGACAGCGCAGAGCUGAACGAGAUGGACGUGGGUGCCGAUCAUCAAAAGAGUCACCACCACAGCAAGCACCAUCACAAGAAGCAUCACCACAAGAAGCAUUCCGGAAAGCGCGUGAAGCUGCGCUCGAGGCCCGAAGAUGGUCAGGAUGCCCUCCUGAUUCAGAUUCAGCUUAGCCAGACGAGAAAGAAGACGAAGAUCAUCCGACUGCAGCCCGCUCUUAAGUACCUCCAGCACAACGUCCACUACUCGAUCGCUUCGGGCAACGAAGCGGGCCGUUUCCUGCUGCUGACGCGCAACGACAUCACAUCGCUGCACUUCGUGCACAGGCAGCAGAAGCCCGGCCAGUACGACCUGGUGCUGACCGGCAACCCCAUCCACCGGGUCACGGGUCACCAGGACGCGGCGCCGUUCCGCCUGCCCGUCCGGAUCUUGGUAGUGGAGUAGACGCGGAGGCGACAGUGACGCCGCCUUUAGCGACGACCGUGACGUCCUCUUGAGCGGUGUGGUGCUGCCAUCUAGCGGCCGCUGCCGGCGCGGUUCACACCGCGCGGCGCGCCAGGCUGGGCCGCAGGCCAGCCGCCGGUGGGAGUUUGCGUGCAUGUGUCUGUGUGUCCGCGUGUGCGGUGAUGGUUAAUGGAGUCUGCACGUGUGUCUGUCCGCGCUCACAGCAUGCCGGAGGGAGUUUGUCGCGCAAGUCGGAGUGCAAACGUCCUCAUGUACGUCCGUUCACGUUGGGCGAACGGGUCUGGUGAGCGUGCGUGUCGGAAUAGGUAUCUGCGUGCGUUAGUAAGCAUCGGUGAGCCAUACAUCAGAGCUCGCGAGUGUCUGUGUUCCAGGUCCGAUGUCAGUGUGCUGAAGAGAGACUGAAUGUGCGUGACAAUAUAAAGCUCGAUUCCACUGCCAGUAUAGAACAGUGCCAUAGAGCGCUUGACUCCACUGUAACUUGCCAUAUGCUUUCUUAUGCGGCACGAACUGUAACAUCACGUCUUAUGAGAACAUUCAGGGCAGCAAGUGUGGUCUUGAAGCCUAACGAAUCCCGCGACGUGCCUUCGACCGUGUGAGAUAGUUGGCGGUGUUUGGUCGCUAUAGUGCUGUUUAAACGCGACAUGCUGUCAAGAGCGUGGUGUGCUUAGAGAACGGAUUGACAUCCAGCUGGGCUGAUGACCUGUGCAGUAUCGACCACGCCAAAUGUUCGCGAAGCCCCAGUGUUGCGUGUAGAUACGCUUCGCAACAGGUCCCGCUAGGGCAUUGUGAGAUGGGCAGAAUGACGUCAUUUAAUCCUUCUCAUGGCCUGAUGUGGACCUUCAAGUGACGUAGGCCAUGUUGACGGAUAGACUAUAAUUACUUAUGUUGCAGUCCUUAUCGACGCAACUAUCGGCUUUUAACCAUAGCAGAAUCCUGGAACUGUUACUAAUAUACUUUGUUUUAAAU
Molecule: messenger RNA, 1809 nt
Organism: Pollicipes pollicipes
Lineage: Eukaryota; Metazoa; Arthropoda; Thecostraca; Pollicipedomorpha; Pollicipedidae
Product: fibrillin-2-like
Exons: 6
Coding region: 1-822 (273 amino acids)
Source: RefSeq, a predicted model, not a curated record